Messenger RNA from Paramecium octaurelia, 2043 nucleotides. The record is from the annotation of a GenBank genome assembly. Lineage: Eukaryota; Ciliophora; Oligohymenophorea; Peniculida; Parameciidae.
AUGAAAAGAUUGUUACUUGCUUUGCUCCUUGUUUCUGUAUCUAUUUGCGAGAGCUCAGUCGAAUGUCCAGUUAUUGGCAUUGACUUGGGUACUACUUACUCAUGUGUCGGAGUGUUCAGAUAGGGACAUGUUGAGAUCAUUCCAAAUGAAUUGGGAAAUAGAAUCACACCUUCAGUCGUUUCCUUCACAGAUCAAGAGAGAUUGAUUGGUGAGGCUGCUAAAAACUAGGCUGCCACCAAUCCCAGCAGAACCCUUUAUGAUGUCAAGAGAUUGAUAGGCAGAAAGUAUAUAUCCAUAUGAAUAAUCCCCCCAGAUUCUCAGACUCCACAAUCCAAUAUGACAAGAAGUUCUUGCCAUUUGACAUUAUCGACAGAGACGGCAAGCCUUACAUUUAAGUGGAGAAGGGUACCUAAUCAAAGGUGUUUGCUCCUGAGGAAGUGAGUGCAAUGGUGUUGUCCAAGAUGAAGGAAAUUGCUGAGGGUUAUUUGGGUCAAAAUGUUAUCAAUGCAGUCGUGACAGUUCCAGCAUACUUUAAUGAUGCUCAGAGACAAGCCACAAAGGAUGCAGGAAACAUUGCCGGUUUGAAUGUAGUUAGAAUUUUGAAUGAACCAACUGCUGCAGCUAUUGCUUAUGGUUUGGAUUCGAAGUAAGUUGAAUCCAACAUCUUGGUUUUCGAUUUGGGAGGUGGUACUUUCGAUGUGUCCAUUUUGACAAUUGACAAUCAAGUGUUUGAAGUCAUUUCCACCUCAGGAGACACCCAUUUGGGAGGUGAAGAUUUCGAUCAAAGAUUGAUUGAUCACUUCAUUAAGUUGGUGCAGAAGAAGUAUGGAAAGGAUGUCUCAGGAGACAAGAGGGCAAUCCAAAAAUUGAAGAGAGAAUGCGAAAAAGCCAAGAGAAGACUCUCUGCUGCCCAAGAAGCCAAAGUCGAAAUUGAAGAUUUGGUUGAAGGAUUAGAUUUCAGUGAAGUUUUGACAAGAGCCAAAUUCGAGGAAUUGAACAGUGAUUUGUUUAGAAAGACUAUUGAACCAAUGUAGACCGCUUUGAAUGACUCAGGAUUAAAGAAGAGUCAAAUCGAUGAAAUCGUACUGGUUGGUGGAUCAUCUCGUAUUCCAAAGGUCAGAUAACUCGUUAAGGAGUUCUUUGAAGGCAAAGAUCCAAAUACAGGUAUCAAUCCAGAUGAAGCCAUUUGUUAUGGUGCUGCCAUCCAAGGAGGUUUGAUCUGUGGAGAGAAAUCUGAUGCAACUGACGGUUUGGUAGUUAUUGAUGCCACACCUUUGAGUUUGGGUAUCGAAACAGUCGGAGGAGUCAUGAACAAAAUCAUUCCCAAGGGAUCCUUCAUUCCAACCAAAAAGUCCCAAGUGUUCACCACCUAUGUGGACAAUCAAACAACAGUCACCAUCACUGUUUUCGAAGGAGAAAGACCUUUGGUUAAGGACAAUCACAAAUUGGGUCAAUUCGAUUUAACCGAUAUUCCAAAGAUGCCCAAGGGAUAACCUUAAAUUGAAGUCACUUUCGAAAUUGAUGAGGAUGGUAUCUUAUCUGUGUCUGCCUCUGAACAAUCUACUGGAAAGAAGAACCAAAUCUAAAUCACUGCCGAUAACAAGUUGACUAAGGAAGAAAUCGACAGAAUGAUCAAGGAAGCUGAAUAGUUUGCUGAAGAAGAUAAGAUUGCCAAGGAGAAGAUUGAUGCCAAGAACAGUUUGGACUCCUACAUCUAUUCCAUCAAGAACUAGAUCGAAGAUGAGGUAUUGUUAUUCUCUUAAUAUUUUAGAAAAAAUUGGCCAAACACUUAACUGAAGAAUAAAAACAAACCUUGAAGGAUGCUGUCCAAAAGAGUGAAGACUGGAUCAAGAAGGAUGAAGCCAAUUAUGACAAAGAAGAUUUCGAGGGAGAAUUGAAAGAUCUUUAAAAGUAAGUGAUUUGUUCUAAACAUCUAGGGUUUGUGAUCCAAUCAUUCAAGAAGCCUAAAAGAAGAAAGAUGAAAAUAAGGAAAACGAAGACGAUGCUGAUGAUACAAAAACUGAUUUAUGAUUUAAUGUGUGC